This is a messenger RNA of Tetrahymena thermophila SB210, 2079 nucleotides long. RefSeq lists its product as hypothetical. NCBI's taxonomy places the organism in Eukaryota, Ciliophora, Oligohymenophorea, Hymenostomatida, Tetrahymenidae. The record is from RefSeq and is a predicted model, not a curated record. The transcript is spliced from 2 exons.
AUGAAUCUUUAAAAUCCUAAUAAUAUAAAUAUGAGUAAUAACAAUAAUUAUUUAAAUAUGAAUCUCAACAACUAAAAUUUAAGCAUGGGAAUUAACAAUAACCUAAACAACAAUAACAAGAAGACUCCUUUUAGUGUGAUUAAAAAUGAGAGUCUCCUUCCCAACACCAAUUAAAUAACUUAAAUGAGCAACUAGUAGCAAAGUUUAAAUGUGAAGCGAACAUUUGAAGCCAUGGGUCAGAAUUACUCAGACAUGAUGCAAGGCGCUUCUCAUUUAAAUUAGUUUGCACCAAUGGCAAACGACCCAAGUUAAAUUACGCUUAAUCCGCAGAGAAAAAAUAAUAAAGACUUUCAAGGAAUAGGAGAUGACCGUGGCGCUGAAAGAGAAAAGUAAGUGCAAUAACUUUUAAAAGAUUACGAUGGAAAUAAUUUUAAAUAUACCUCUGACUCAUUUACAUAUCAAGCCAAUUAAUUCCUCAAGAGAAUAGCUUCUGAGUCGCAUGCUAGCAAAAUAGCUUCAAAAUACCCUCUUUUCAAAAUGUUGCGUUCAAUAGUUAAGAAGUUUCUUUUUAACGAGCUAGAAAUAGUUUUCUUUGCUUACAUUUUGAGAGAAAAUUAAUGGAAGAUUGAUGAUGAAAGAAUUAAAUUAGCAGCACCUAAAGUGAAAGAUUUUAUGAACCAAAACGAAGUACAUGAUCAUAGUGAGUACUUGCAACUGCUAUUGUAUUUAAUACUUAAUGCUUAUGCAGUUAAGUAUUAUUUAAAUGAUAUGAGUGAGAUGGAAAUGUACGAGGCUCAUAUCCAAACAAUAGUUCCUGAAUUUUCUACUCUUUUUUCAUAUUGGUCAAAAAAAUUUGCCACAACUUCACUUAAAAUAAAUCCAAAAGUUCUUAAUAAAGUAUUUUAAAGCUUAUCUGUAAAAUCUACAGAUAAUUAAAAGAAAGUCCAUGAAGAUUACAAUUAGCUUGUAGAUAAUAUCAUUUAAAUCUCUCCACCUUAUAAUAAUAGCGAAAAGUAGGGUGAAUAAAAUGUAACCAAAAAAGAUCAAAGCAAUUAGUAAGGAAAUGGGGCUAAUUAGAGUGCCUCUGGAAAUGCUGGAGGACUAUCCAACGCUAGUAACUAAGCCAAUGCUAACUCUAUGGCAUUCUUAAAUAAUUUAUAUUUCAAAAAAGUAUAGUAGUAGUAAUAACAAUAAUAGCAAUAACAACAGGGAUAGUAAGGAGGCUCUAACGGAAGCUAAUUAAAUAAUAUUGGUACAGGAUUAGGAGGUAAUGGAAACAGUAUUUCAGGAAACAAUUAAAAUUCAGGAAAUACUGGUUUAAGUGGCUUGGGAAACAACGGCUCAGGCCUCAAUAUGAAUAGUAAUUUCUAAUAACCUAUUAUUAGCUAGCAAGCUGGAUAAAAUUAAGGCAAUUAGAAUAAUUAUUAAAAUGUAAAUAGCUAUAAUUUCGGCUAGAGCGAAUACAUAAGCGGCAUCAGUGCUGCUCCAGAUAGCUUCAAAGAACUACGCUUCAAUUAAAAUUAAAAAAAUAACUAAUAUGAUACUUUUAAUUCUUUAGCAUUAGAUAAUAAUUAUGAUUCUCAAAAAUCUUAAAUGGAUAUUCCUAUUUUAAAAAAUUAAAGUUCUUUCCAACCUUCUUUGCACACCAAUCUAGAUAAGAUAAUUGAUUCCUCAGGUGCUGCAAAUGUUUAAAGUUAAUUUAAUCGUUUUAACACAGGUUCUAUAUUUUCUAGCAAUGGAUAACUUCUAAGCAAUUUAGGAACUUCGUAGUUCCCAACUUCUGGAAACUAAUUCAAUAUAGGAAACAGUAGCAACUUUUCCAAUUCUAUAUUAUAAUCCUAAGGAUUUAACAACCUAGGUGGAAACGAUUUCCAUAUUGGAAAAGGUAAUGUGAUAGUCCCCAAGCCUAACAAAAUUAGUGGAAUAGGAGAUAGUUUUAUGUAACAUGGUCAUAAAUUAGAAGAAGACGGAAACUUAUAAUAACAACUUCUUUAAUAAAAUUUAUAACAACAAGAUAUGAUUAACCAUUCAAAGAAAAUAUAGUCAAGCACUUCUGCUUUCAUGAAUCAUGACUAAUGA